UGAGGGUAGGAAGGGAGGCUUGGGGGUGAGGGCUGGAUGGGUUUUGGAGGGUUGGGAGAGUUUGGUGGAACCAGGCAGAGCCAUGGGUUUGAAUUGUGGUUUGUUCCCCUUCUGCAGCCCAACCCCCUGGCACCAGCUCUAUUUCAGGCAAACCUGAGGAAGCUGCUGGCCUGAGUGACAGUGAAAUCCACAGGUGGUAAAAGCUCCUGGCCUGGAGCGAGAAACCCUGUCCCGACUCCCCAUGAAGACGAGUUCCCAGGCCGAGAUGCCUAAUUUGUGUGUCUGGUUUUAUUAUCCACCAGACUGCAGACACUGUUAAGUGAUUGCAGUUGUUUAAAUGUAUUCACUUUGUCUUAUUCUGUUGCAAGGGCUUCUUAGUGCUCCACAGAUGUAAGCUCUCCCCAGCAUACGUGCAAAUGACAACCACACAGAGGAAGAUGUUGUAAAGGAAAUUGUAUAUUGAUAGCACCGAUUGUGAGGGAAUGUGGGGUUUUAUGUCGCAUUGCUGAGAGGUAUUCUGCCUUCCAAUGCAGAAUUCAGCAGUGGUUACUGUUAGAAACUAGCAGAUUGGAUGGACCUGUGGGAUCUUCUAGCAAUCUUUGCUUCUGUGGAAAGAAGAUAAAAACAGUGUUUCAAGCACAGGGGAUCGCAUUGCCCUCCCAAAGUGCCAGGCAGGGGUCCACCUACACUCUGCCCCCCAAAUGCCUACUGUAGGUGCACUGGGAGAGGAGUGUUGCUGCUCCCAGCCCCCAGUGCUCGCUCUGCCUGAGCUCCAGGGCUGGGGAGUAUGGGGCUAUGUGCCCUCCUCCCUCCCCUGUGUUCUGGGGCUGAGGAGACUGGGGCUGCAUGCCCUCCUCAUUCCCCACUGUGCUGGGAGGGGCUGGGGCCUUGCUCCACCCUACUUCCCUGUAGUGCUGGGGAGUGGGACCUGGACAGAGGAGGCAAGGUUGGGGUCUCCUCCUCCAGCCCUACUUUUACCCUAUGGCUUCAAGCUACAAUAAUCACUUAAAAGAGUAGUAAUCUUUGGGUCAAAAUGAUCAAGGAAUGUAGUUAUUGGCUGGAUAACUGGAGAUUGAAUCCAUUUGGGAGUGAUAAUUGGGAGGGUCAGUGAUGAGAUGUAUUUGAGGAUAGCAAUACAAUAUUUUCUAGAUAGACUGUAGCGUACACACUUCCUGAGGGCUACAUUGUGGAGGGAGGGUGAUUCCUUACAUUAAGCUCAUCCACCUUGCAGGAUUUGGGUUACAGCUGGCCAGGAUUGUACAGCCCUUGGGCUUCUAUUGUACUUGUUUCCUCCAAGAGGAAUUCACCCAUACUGGAGUGGGAAGUAGCUGUGGCUCUGCUCCCUUUCCCCUUCCCAUCUAACAGAGGUCAGCAGAACUGAGUAGUUGGAGGAAGAUAUACUGCACUCCCUAGGAGUGUUGCAAAAUACCUUUCUCUUGGUCUAGCUGGGGACCUUCCAGAGUUCCCCUGGAUCAGUGCAUAAUCUGCUUGAAACUUGGGUGAAUUCCUACAGUGCAAAUCCCAGCUUCCUGUGACUACAUUAGCACGUUGUACCAGAUCAGCGCUAUUGCUGGUUGUCCAUCAGUUUCUGGACUUGUGCACAUUUCUGGUGCAGACAAAACCAUAGGAGAGAAAAGUUGUUGUCGUGCUGGGGGACAGAGAAGACCCCCUAAUUCCUGCUCUUAUUACAGCUGUGUCCGUAUGCAGGAAACAAAGAAGAGCUGGGCUAGACUUGCUAUAGUUGCUUGCUGAUACAAGCGAAGAGUCCAUCAUUAACAAGGAUGUUGACACCCUCCUACCACUGCAGAGCUGAUGAGAUCUCUUGCUACCAUUCUUGGAGGAAAGGGUGUGGCUCUUUUGCCCAGUUUGCCUUUCCUUUUAUAGUGAAACUCCGCUUUUGUGCAGGGAGGAAGGGACCACAAACUGUUUUCGAGGUUUACACUGUGUAGGAACUUCAUCCCAGUGCUGAUGUCAGUCUGAAUAAAUACUGCCCUCAUUUCAUUAAACUGGUAGCCUUUGCAAAACCUCAGGCUAAGGUUUUGUGCAGACCUCAAGGAUCUGAUGUUGGGAGGAGAGAGCUUGUAAAAAUGAUGGGGAUGGAGUUCCAACAGGAAAAAAUGAUGUAAUGUGGCUAAGCAAUAUACCACACAACGUGGUCAUUUUCCAUUUAAUAUGUCUGUGCUGCAUGUCCAUAAUUUCUAGGCAUUUGGUUUGUCUCAGUCUCUUUUUCCCAUCUCUCUCUCAGGCUGCUUCUUUGUCUGCCUGGCUAUUCAUAGGUCUUAUUCUUGGUUUUUAGAGGCAAAAUUCACGUCUUCUCAGCUCACACAUUUUGAUGAAGUACUUGUGGUUUACAGGCAUAAAAGAACUAUCAUGACCCUCUCACCCAUGAAAAAUGACUGGGAAAUUCUGCAUGGGUGGUAUGUUUCUUCCUCUACUGUCUUGCCUUGAAAGAGUAGCUGCCCUUUUGCAAUGUGUGGAAUCUCAGUCAAGAUGCUUUAAAGUAACUGUCUGCUGCAGUAAACAGAGUUGUGACUUCAGGGGGAACAUAUUUUCGGCUCUUUAUUUUGAAAUCAACCACUUAGCGAAAUUAACAAUUCAUAUCUGCUGGCUGCACCACCCAGAAAGUUUUGCCUUUGAAAUUAGCUCCUUUCACGGACCUGAAGUGCUUUCUUUUCUGACAGGUUUCCUACUGAGAUGUCUGAGCAGAGGCAGAGGAGUUCUGGUGUGUUACAAUAGAAGCACAGUUCUGUGCAGCCUGUUAUUCGAGUCCUGGGGAUUAAUGUUUGUUUGUGCACAGCAAAAUCAGUAGCAUGAUGAACCCCAACUUUUGCUAAAGAACAUCAACUCCUUGCUCAUGGCCUGACAGGACUGAUUUUAGGGUUGAGAGGAUAGAUCAGCCUCCAGAGCCUAUUCUAUCCUGGGCCUCCCUGCCAACUUGGGUACUACUUGUGGUGGAUGGUUUCUGUCAUGUGGACCUCUGUUCUCUAGGCACUGGACUGAGACCACUAACUUGCAUCACAAAAGUGCCAUAGUAUGGUAGCAAUUUUCAGUCACUACUCUCUACAGAUGGCUCGGGACCAGCAACCCAGAGGGGCAAGGCUCUGGGCUAAAUCCUGCCCUGGUGCUGGCCCCUUUGCCCCGCUUUCAGAGAAAAACUGUGAGAGAGUUGACCUAGGAGGGUAAUUGAGGGUAGGAUAUAGGAGCCCCUUACAGCUGUUCUUAUCAAAUGAAGAUUCCUCUACACCGAGGGAAUCCCCGGUACCUGAGGAGCACAGAGCUCUGAAAAUACAAGGAUAGCCAAGUUCUUGGACUGUAACUCAUUUGUGAGCAGUUUGUUGUGAUGCUAAAAACUCAAACUUUGUGCCUCUGAGCACCGAAGUUCCUUGCAUGGUGCGUGUCUGGUCCCUGAUGGGCUGAAUGGAAUGCUUAAAAUCAAGUUUUUGGUGCUUGCAGAAGAGAAUGAUACAUUUGCUUUUCCUAGAUUUUCUUUAUUAUUUGCUUGACUUCUCCAUUUCUGAAAACAGGCUGGUCAGCGAGCUCCUUUGCUAGAAUAUUUGUGGGCUGCAAAUGCAAAAAGGGAUAUGGGCACAGCCCAAGAGAUUUUGUUUACAAAAAUAAAAACAAUAAUCGUGCAUUGUUUUUUGCAGCAUAUGCCCUGCUGAGCAGCUACAGGGAGAGCUGGCGAGUCCAGCUGGAAAAUGGCAGAGCCCAUUGUUGGUGGGAGUUGUUUAAUGCAACAGCUCAGACGUAACGCCUUGACUUGCAGUCCUAGCGAGGGUUUGGAAAAAUCUGCUCUGUGCAACAAAGUGCACCAUACUUCAUAUCUGAGCCCAGAAGAUGAGAGAAGGAGCCAUCGAUGCAUGUCUGUGAUACUUACCAUUUGCACUGUGCCUUGCAUUGCGGAGUGCUGGAAUCCGCAACAUCCUGGGGAGAAAUUUCCUAUUACAGGUGGCAGCCAAAUCGGUGGGACCCUAUUGCUUAUCAGACAACUGAAGAAUAUUCCAGUGUGCCUUUCACCUAAACACCUCAAGCACUUUACACACACUAAUGAAAUAAGCCUCACCACACAGUCAGAUUCACUGUUUUUAUAGGGUCAGCUUCCCCCCGAAGAACUAGAAGAUGAGUUUUUGGAGGUGGCUUGCUUUCCCUCAGAGGGUGUUGCUGUACCUGGCUCUCCAAACAACUGCUGCUCAGCUCUCCCCUGAACCCAACUGCACCAGCAAUGGCCAGAAAAUAUCCUUCAGCCACUCCUACAAGAUCGACCUGCCCAAAUCAUCUCAGCUCCAGGUGGAGGCGGACCCUCUGCCGCUCAAAGACGACAGUCAUGUGCUGCUUGCAGCUGGGGGUGCUGCUGAGGAGGAGGAGCAGAAUAUCAUAUUCAGGCACAACAUCCGGGUUCAGACGCCAAGAGGCGACUGUGAAGCUUUGGGACACAUCAGAGACCUGCUGGGAAGGGUGGAAAAGAUGGAGAAGGAAAUGCUGGAGCUCAAGGAGGCCUGCAGUACACAGAGGUGCUGUGGGGGAGCUCCAGGAGUCUCGAAUUGCAGUGGCCACGGGACUUUCAUCCAAGAGAUCUGUGGCUGUGACUGUGAGGAAGGCUGGGAGGGCAGCGAUUGCUCCCGUCCCCACUGUCCCAACAACUGCCAUGGUCACGGCCGCUGCGUGGAUGGCAGGUGCCUCUGCAGCGAUCCCUACGUGGGUGAGGACUGCGGCCAGCGGCUGUGCCCAGCCAACUGCAGCAGCAGCGGGGUCUGCAGCAAUGGCGUGUGCCAGUGUUACGAGGAGUUCAUCGCAGAGGACUGCAGCGAGAAGAGAUGCCCCAACGACUGCAGCGGCAACGGCUUCUGUGACAGCGGCGAGUGCUACUGCCAUGACGGCUUCAUUGGGCUUGACUGCUCCCAAGUGGUUACUUCUCAGAACGUGCAGCUGCUAAAGACCACAGAAGAUUCUUUGACCUUCAGCUGGGAUGAGGUGCCCAACGUGGAUUAUUACCUCCUCAGCUAUUAUCCGAUAGGGCAUGAGGCCUCUGCAGUACAAGUCCGAGUGCCCAAAGGACAGCUGAGCUAUGAGAUCCCGGGCCUUCGCCCUAGCACAAAGUAUCAGGUCGCACUUCGCAAUGUGAAGAAGGGGAUUUCCAGUAACGCUGAACACCUACAAGCAAGGACAGCUCUAUCCGCAGUUAGCGCUGCCUGGGUGACAGAGGAGAUGGAGGACUCGCUGGAAGUGGAGUGGGAGAACCCCCCAACAGAGCCGGACUAUUUCAAGCUGAGAUACAGCUCACUGCGUGGACAGGAGAAGGAGGUGGUGGUGCCUAAUAGCAAUGACCCCAAGAGCAGAUACAUCAUCAGCGGCCUGAAGCCGGGCACAGAGUACAAUGUCACUGUCGUGUCCGUGAAGGAUGAGAUAGAAGGAAAACCAUCUACAGUGACUGGCCAGACGGGAAUAGACAGCCCAACUAACCUGGAGACUGACAGAGUGACCGAAGACAUAGCCACCAUCUCCUGGAACAGAGUUCUGGCUCCCAUAGACCGAUACAUGGUGAGCUACACCUCAGCUGAUGGGGACACCAGAGAGACAGCCGUGGGGAAAGACCAGAGCUCCACCACAUUGACGGGUCUCAAGCCGGGCAUGGAGUACGUCAUCCACAUCUGGGCUGAGAAGGGAGGCCAGCAGAGCAGGAGGGCAAACACCAAAGCUGUGACAGAAAUGGACAGCCCAACUAAACUGGAGACUGACGGAGUGACUGAAGACACAGCCACCAUCUCCUGGAACAGGGUCCUGGCUCCCAUAGACCGAUACAUGGUGAGCUACACCUCAGCUGAUGGGAACACCAGAGAGACAGCCGUGGGGAAAGACCAGAGCUCCACCACAUUGACGGGCCUGAAGUCAGGCAUGGAGUAUGUCAUCCACAUCUGGGCUGAGAAAGGAGGCCAGCAGAGCAAGAGGGCAAACACCAAAGCUGUGACAGCCAUUGACAGCCCAACUAACCUGGUGACUGACCAAGUGACAGAGGACACAGCCACCAUCUCCUGGAAGAGGGUCCAGGCUCCCAUAGACAGAUACAUGGUGAGGUACAUCUCAACUGAUGGGAACACCAGGGAGACAGCCGUGGGGAAAGACCAGAGCUCCACCACCCUGACAGGCCUGAAGCCGGGCAUGGAGUACAUCAUCCACAUCUGGGCGGAGAAGGGAGGCCAGCAGAGCAAGAGGGCAAACACCAAAGCUGUGACAGACAUCGACAGCCCAACUAACCUGGUGACUGACGGAGUGACAGAGGACAAAGCCACCAUCUCCUGGAAGAGGGUCCAGGCUCCCAUAGACAGAUACGUGGUGAGCUACACCUCAGUUGAUGGGGACACCAGAGAGACGGCGGUGGGGAAAGACAAAAGCAUCACCACCCUGACGGGCCUGAAGCCAGGCAUGGAGUACGUCAUCUACAUCUGGGCUGAGAAGAGAGGCCAGCAGAGCAGGCGAGCAAACACGAAAGCUGUGACAGAAAUUGACCCUCCCAAGAACCUCCGUGUAUCGGAUGUGACGCAGUCCAGUGGCAUUGUUACUUGGAUGCCACCUGCAGCACAAAUCAAUGGCUACACACUGACCUACCAGGCUCCAAAUGGCACCAGCAAGGAAGUGCACCUGGGCCCCAAUGAGCAAAGAUUCACAUUGGAAGGUCUGGAACAAGGAGUGAGGUACACAGUCUAUGUGAUGGCCUUUAAGGGAGACCGCCGGAGCAGGAAGGCAGCCAGCAUCUUCUCAACGGUUGGCUUACUCUACCCCUACCCUGCGGACUGCAGCCAGACCCAGCAAAACGGGAACGCUGCCAGCGGCAUGUACACCAUCUACCUGAAUGGGGAUGCUGGCAGGCCCCUGCAGGUGUUCUGCGACAUGGCCACCGAUGGAGGCGGUUGGAUAGUGUUUCAGAGGCGGAACACCGGACAGCUAGAUUUCUACAAGCGCUGGAGGAAUUAUGUCGAAGGCUUUGGAGACCCCCUGGAGGAAUUCUGGCUUGGUCUUGACAAGCUGCACAACCUCACUAGUAGCACUCCCGUUCGGUAUGAGAUCCGGGUGGAUUUGCGGACUUCCAAUGACUCCGCCUACGCCGUCUAUGACUCCUUCCAGGUGGCUUCGAGCAGGGAUAAGUACAAGCUUUCGGUGGGGAAUUACCGUGGCACUGCCGGGGAUGCACUGACGUACCACAAUGGCUGGAAAUUCACCACCUGGGACAGGGACAAUGAUGUGGCUCUCAGCAACUGCGCAAGGUCGCACCAUGGCGCCUGGUGGUACAAAAACUGUCACUUAGCUAACCUCAAUGGCAAAUACGGAGAAAACAAACACAGUGAGGGGGUCAACUGGGCACCGUGGAAAGGCCAUUUGUUCUCCAUCCCUUACACUGAAAUGAAGAUCCGUCCUCAAUCAUACAGCAGCGAACCGAUCCUGGGGAGGAAAAAGAGGUCUCCGGCAGGGAAGAGGAAGAAGAUCAGGGCCUAAAAUGGCCUUAAAGCAGGGCCAAGCCUGCCAACGCCCGACAAAGGAAUUCUAUUGUUUUGUAACAAAGUGGACCGCUUGUUCCAAUACUUGUGUAGCUAAUGCCCAGCCUGCUUCAGUCCCUGCUCAGAGCCCAGGCUGGGUUGACAGCCCACCCCGCUUCAGCAUUUGGAGGCUAUCGACAAAAAUCACCAGUCUGGGAGCAGCCGCAGACUGAUGGGGAAUAUUAGUGUUUAUAGCUAUUCCUGAUUGGCUGCCCUUGACAAGGACUUGACUGGUCCAGUGCAGACAGGUGACCUAUUUUUCCUGACUAUUACAAACCUGACAAGCAAGCUUUAACUCAGGCUGCUGCUUGCCACCACCCAAGCUGCUUAUCACCAUAUAUGCAAAUGCCCUUCACUGCAAGUUAUUGCUACUAGCUACAACUAUAACCUCUCAUGCCUUGGGGCAUUCUCAAGGUAAAAUGCAGCAAGUUAAAAUACAACCCUUAUCUAUGUUGGAAAUAACCCUGUGGGUUUAUAUUUGUGGAAGUCUAGUUUACUUCUAUUUCUGCUGCUUCACCCCGUCCCCCAGUUUCUGGCAUGGCUGACGAAAAAAGACCAUUGCAUUUCAUCAAUAAUCAGCCUCUAGCCACUUUCUCUUUCAGACCCUCAUGCGCUAGCAUGUGUCACGGUGUUGGGGUUGCAUACACUCUGAGGCAAGAUUAGGUUUUCACACGCUUCUUUUGGAAUUUUAAAACAACAUGGGAUCGUUUCACCUAGUUUUAGGCUUUUGUAUAAGCUGCUUUUUAUAAAAACAUACAUUUUCUCUCUAAAUUAAAGUUGUCACUUUAAAGCCCCUGA
Molecule: messenger RNA, 8327 nt
Organism: Pelodiscus sinensis (Chinese soft-shelled turtle)
Lineage: Eukaryota; Metazoa; Chordata; Testudines; Trionychidae
Source: RefSeq, a predicted model, not a curated record